AUGGAAACCGAACAAAGUUCUGAAGAUCAGCACCCCCAAUAUGACGGAGCUGAUGCAAAUUUUGCUUUUGUGGAUAUGAACGAUGUUGUUGAAGUCAAUGUCGAUGAAGAUGCACCCAUGGCUGAUGAUGACAACGGCGACGGUGGUGAUGGCGAGGCCGUCGUGGACAUGUCUAAGCUUAAGAUCGAAACGCACACGGACGCAGUUUACACCGUCGCUGGACACAUUGAAAAUGGGGUUCUGUAUGUCCUUUCAGGCGGUGGUGAUGAUUUAGCGUUCUGUCAUAAAGUGACUUCAGAUAUAUCGGAAAGCAAGAAACUAGUUUUCGAACACAAGGAUACCGUUUCCUGUGUCGCAUACAAUCUACCGUACGUCAGCCCUGAUCUGAGCAAAACACCCCGUCUCGCAGCAGUGGGUUCGUAUGACGGAACCAUCGUCUUGUAUGAUCCAGACACAGCAGAACAAAAGCUAAAGUUGGAAGGCCCGUCCGAUGUGGAAUGGUUCUCCUUUCAUCCAAAAGGAGGGUCUGUAUUGUUGGCCGGAUCUGGGGACGGAACUGUGUGGAUGUUUCACAUACCAUUGAAUCGUUGUCUCCAAGUAUUUGUUGGCCAUGAGCAAGCGGUCACAGCUGGAUGCUUCUCGCCAGAUGGGAAGUGGGUGCUAACUGCCAGUGCUGAUGGAACAUUGCGUAUUUGGGCUCCAAAAACUGGGAUGAGCAAGCAUGUAUUCCGUCUUGGUGAAGCUGGGUUAACUUGUCUUGCGAGCAAUGGUGGGAGCGAUAGUAUGCUUGUCCUAGUCGGAUCGGAAGAUGGCAGUGCUCACGUGUGUCAUAUUGGGACAAAAAAGUUGGUCACGACGCUUCGUCAUUUUGAAGCUCCUCUUCAGGCGAAUGGAGUCGAUAAUGAAGAGAUGGAAUAUCCAAUGAGCGUCGAGGCCGUAGGCUUCUGCCCGUUCCAGCAAUCGUGGUGCGCAACAGGGGGGAUCGAUGGUCGUUUGAAGAUUUGGGAUUUGACGAAAGAUGGAUUAUGCCGGCAUGCAUGUGUCCCACCAGGCGAAGAAAAGGACAGCAUAACUCGCCUGCGUUGGCACCCGAAACUGCCAGUUGUAUUCACAAGCUCUGUUAGUGGAAUCAUUCGCUUGUGGGAUGCCAGAAACGGCAGCUUGGUACAUACUGUCACAGGCCAUACCGAAACCAUAAAUGACUUCGACAUCAACUUCUUUGAAAAUGGAGUAGCAGUAAUUGCCUCCACUGGUGAUGACAAGACCAUCCGAGUCUUUGAAGUUGAUGUCACAGCCGUUCUCCGCCAAGCCUCAUUGGUUCCUUAA
Molecule: messenger RNA, 1326 nt
Organism: Cylindrotheca closterium
Lineage: Eukaryota; Bacillariophyta; Bacillariophyceae; Bacillariales; Bacillariaceae
Source: the annotation of a GenBank genome assembly